Musa acuminata subsp. malaccensis (wild Malaysian banana) is the source of this 1318-nucleotide messenger RNA. RefSeq lists its product as uncharacterized. Lineage: Eukaryota; Viridiplantae; Streptophyta; Magnoliopsida; Zingiberales; Musaceae. The record is from RefSeq and is a predicted model, not a curated record.
AACUAAAGCUAGCGACGAGGAGUACAAGGUGCAGUCACUGUGUGUGUCAGCCAUCGCAUUCCUGUUUUAACAACCCCCUGCACCCUUUCCCUUCUUCUCGCGGAGAAGGAAAGACAGAAAGGGUACCAAGGAGAGCGGUCGGUAGGAGAAUGGCUCGUCUUGCUCCGCUCUCGGAGGAGCCCAUCAGCGAGGAGGAGUCCAGGAGCACGGCCAGGAGAAUCCACUCCUUCCACAACUGGAUCAAGAGUCACCUGCCCAUGCUCUCCAACAAGAGAAACGACCUCAAGAUCCUCCUCAGCGUCCUCGGCUGCCCCCUCUCCCCCCUCUCCGUCUCCCCGAAACAGCCUCGCGACGUGGCGUCGUCGGCUCAAUACAUAAUUCAGCAGUUCCGGGCGACCACGGGGUGCUCCAAGAGGGAGAGGACGGCCAAGAGCAUGUACGCGUCCGGGAGGGUGCGGAUGGAGAUGGCUCAGGAGCACGGGGUGAGCUCGUCGGGCUCGGCCUCCAAGGGCCACCACAAGGGCUGCUUCGUGGUGUGGCAGAUGGUCCCCGACAUGUGGCUGGUGGAGUUCGCGGUCUCCGGCCAUCAGAUCGCCGCGGGCAGCGACGGGAAGGUGGCCUGGCGCCGCACGCCAUGGCUCGGGGCUCACGCCGCUCGCGGCGGGGUCCGCCCCCUCCGGCGAGCCCUGCAGGGUCUGGACCCCGAAACGAUCGCAGCCGUCUUCUCCCCGGCGCAACACAUCGGAGAGAAGCACAUCGGGGACGAGGAGUGCUUCGUGCUGGAGUUGGUGGUCGACGACUCGGUGCUGUCGAGCUGGAGCGACAGCACGGCGGAGAUCAUCAAGCACCGGAUGCUGGGGUUCUUCAGCCAGCGCAGCGGGCUGCUGGUGAGGCUCGAGGACUCGCAGCUGACGCGGAUCCAGUCGCCAGGGGCGGAGGCCAUGUACUGGGAGACGACCAUGGUGUCGUGCAUGGAGGACUACCGGCGCGUCGACGGCCUCAUGAUCGCCCAUUCCGGCCGGUCGGUGGCGAACCUGCUGAGGUUUGGGUUGGGCGUGAGGGAGCACCGUGUGUCGACGCAGAUGGAGGAGAGGUGGACCAUCGACGACGUGCUCUUCAACGUGCCCGGCCUCGCCGCCGACUGCUUCAUUCCGCCAGAGGAGGUGCGGCGGAGCUGCUUCUACGACAUCGCCAUCAGAGAUCACUAGCCGAUCACCUCAGUUUCUCUACAGCUCACGUAGGAAGAGCUAUUACAUUCCAUGUAAAAAUCAUGUUCUCCAAUAAUGGAUUCCAGUUCUUAUGUAUAUAUAUAGUUAUA